AUGCCUUCAGGAGUGGCCAGCUUGGUCCCCUCAUGUUGGCUGAUGUUGCGGACCGAUCAGGCCUCCAAGCGCGCUGAUGGCCAUGCCCAUUUCCAUAAAGACACUAAGCGCUGCGCCACUUACAGCCGAGUUCGUGCAGAAGCUAAUGACCCUCGUGGAGAUGGCCUCAAGGGCGUAAAGGUUGAGUCGUCCGUACUUCACCCCUUGGAGGAGCAUGACUUGCCAGUAUCUGUCAUAAAGACUCAGCAGCAUGACGCACAACAAGUGAAGAAUGGCGGCGGGGUGGAUAACCUGAUGAUGGGCAUUUGUGCUUAUCAGAAGCGAUGCGAAGACCGAGACGAAGAGGUCUGUCAGGAUGGAGCACUUGUGGCAGCCAAAUUGGUUGAACAGUGA
Molecule: messenger RNA, 393 nt
Organism: Neurospora tetrasperma FGSC 2508
Lineage: Eukaryota; Fungi; Ascomycota; Sordariomycetes; Sordariales; Sordariaceae
Exons: 4
Coding region: 1-393 (130 amino acids)
Source: RefSeq, a predicted model, not a curated record